AUACACUCAAUCCCCUUCGUCACUUUCUUCAAAAAAGCCAAAAAGAAUCACGUUUCGCUCGCACCACCACCAUUCAUAAUUAUAACCUGCUAAUUAACACUUUCUCUUUCGCACAUUGCCUAAUCACUGUGUUUUCUUCUCUUUCUCUGCACUGUUAUGCAAAUGCAGUGCCUAAAAAGAUGAACAACAAGCAGCUCUUUCCAUGUGAAGUUAAUCCUUUAGAUUCUCUUCCCAUUUAACCAUCUUCUUACAUAUAUUCGACUCGAAAGCCCUCUGUCAACAUAACCGACCCUCUCCAGACUAAAAUGGUUCACCAGAGUGCCAACAAAUCUCUUUUAAUUUUCUAUUUUGUCUCUUUAUGUUGUUCUUUGGUUCUUUCACUUUCAGGUGACUCGCAAAUCUUGAUCCGAGUAAAGAAUGCUCAACUCGGUGACCCCAAUGGGAAACUCAACGACUGGGUUGAAACCGCUGACCCCAAUUCUGCUUGUAACUGGACUGGCAUUACUUGUGAUUCUCAAAAUCAUUCUGUUAUUUCAGUUGAUCUAUCCGGAUUUAAUAUCGCGGGAAGAUUUCCUACUGGCUUCUGUCGGAUUCGGACCCUCCAGAAUCUUUCGUUGGCUGAUAACUUCUUUAAUGGUACACUUACUUCUCGUGCUCUGUCUCCAUGUUCACAUCUUCAUCUCUUGAAUCUCAAUAGUAAUUUAUUCGUCGGUGAGUUGCCUGAUUUCUCGCCGGAUUUUGUGAAUUUAAAAGUCCUUGAUCUCUCCAGCAACAAUUUUUCCGGUGAUAUUCCGGUUAGUUUUGGCAGGUUUAAGUCUCUACAAGUUCUUUCCAUGAUGCAGAACUUCCUUAGCGGUUCAAUACCAUGGUUUUUAACUAACCUUACUGAGUUAACUCGCUUGGAACUCGCUUUUAAUCCGUUCCAGCCGAGCAUUUUGCCUAAAAACAUUGGUUACUUGUCAAAACUGGAGAAUUUGUAUCUUUCUGAAACAAAUCUCAUCGGAGAAAUUCCUGACUCGAUUGGGAACCUCAGCUCGUUGUGGAAUCUUGACUUGUCCAACAAUUUCAUCACCGGAAAGAUUCCUGACAGCAUUUGUGGAUUGAAAAGCAUAAGACAAAUCGAGCUCUACAACAAUCGACUUUCGGGUGAGUUACCUGUAAGUUUGUCAAAUUUGACUACUCUGCUUCGACUCGAUGUCUCACAGAACAACCUCUCCGGAAAUUUACCGGAGAAAGUCGCAGCAAUACAAGUCCAAUCGUUGAAUCUAAACGACAAUAACUUCAGCGGAGAAAUCCCAGAGGUUUUAGCUUUAAAUCCAAAUUUGUCUGAAUUAAAACUCUUCAACAACAGCUUUAUUGGCAAAUUACCGGUGAAUCUGGGCCGGUACUCUGAUUUGGAAGCUUUUGAUGUUUCGACGAAUUAUUUUACUGGUGAAUUGCCGGAAUACCUUUGUCAACGGAAGAAGCUUCAAAAUAUUAUUGCUUUUGGUAAUCGUUUCUCUGGUAGUUUGCCAGAGUCAUUGAAUGAGUGUAGCAAUCUAAGUUACGUGAGGAUUGCUAAUAAUGAACUCUCUGGUUCAGUGUCGAGCAAGUUUUGGAGUCUUUCUAAUCUUAAUCGCCUUGAAUUAUACAAUAACAAAUUUGAAGGUUCAAUUUCUCCUACGAUCUCUAAUCUCCAUGGACUAACUCAUCUUUUAAUCGCUGGCAACAAAUUCUCCGGUGAAUUACCGGUGGAAAUUUGCAAAUUGAACGAGGUUAUCGAGAUCAAUUUGGCCCGAAAUCAAUUUGAAGGGGAAUUGCCUUCGUGUAUAACUGAACUGAAGAAAUUGCAGAAGCUUGAAAUGGAAGAGAACAUGUUUUCUGGAGAAAUUCCAAGUUCAGUAGGUUCAUGGACUGAUUUAACUCAGUUGAAUUUAUCAAGAAAUCGCCUUACCGGCGAGAUUCCACCAGAACUCGGUAAACUACCGGUUUUAAACUAUCUCGAUCUUUCCGAUAACUCGUUGACUGGUGAAAUUCCGGUGGAGCUGACAAAGUUGAAGCUUAAUCAGUUCAAUAUCUCUGAUAACAGAUUAUACGGGAAAGUACCUUCUGGUUUCAUCAACACGGUUUAUUUAUCGAGUUUAUUGGGUAACCCGAAACUUUGCAGUCCGAAUUUUAAACCCGUCCCUCCAUGUUCGAAAACCAAACCCGCCUCUUUGUACAUUGUGGCCAUUUUAGUCAUUUGCCUCCUUAUUCCUGUCGGGUCUCUGUUAUGGUUCUUCAAAGCCAAGUGCGUAUUUGUGGGAAAACCAAAAUGCCCAUACAUGGUAACCGCAUUUCAACGGGUCGGGUUUAGCGGUGAGGAUAUAUUUCCAUACUUGACAAAAGAGAAUCUAAUCGGGUCAGGCGGGUCGGGACAAGUUUAUAAAGUUCAACUCAAGACAGGACAGACAGUGGCAGUGAAAAGACUUUGGGGAGGUAUCCAGAAACCCGAAACUGAGUCCGUUUUCAGAUCAGAAGUUGAUACACUGGGUCGGGUGAGACAUAGCAAUAUCGUGAAACUGUUGAUGUGUUGUAGUGGAGAGGAGUUCAGAAUUCUGGUUUAUGAGUAUAUGGAGAAUGGGAGCUUAGGCGACGUGUUGCAUGGAGAAAAAGAUGGAGGUUUAAUGGAUUGGCCUGAGAGGUUUGCGGUGGCUGUGGGGGCGGCACAGGGCUUGGCUUAUUUGCACCAUGAUUGCGUACCAGCAAUUGUGCACAGGGAUGUGAAAAGCAAUAACAUAUUGUUGGACGAGGAGAUGAGAUCGAAGGUGGCUGAUUUUGGGUUGGCUAAGACGUUGCAGAGAGAGAAGGGUGAGGGCGACGCAGUUAUGUCUCGUGUAGCUGGAUCAUAUGGGUACAUUGCUCCAGAAUAUGGUUACACGCUGAAAGUGACAGAGAAGAGUGAUGUAUAUAGCUUUGGAGUAUUGUUAAUGGAGUUGAUCACAGGGAAAAGGCCAAACGACUCUUGCUUUGGUGAGAACAAGGAUAUAGUAAAGUGGGUUGCUGAGGCAAUUUUAUCACCUCCACCAGAACCAGAAGAAGCAAGUGAUCAGAAAACCAGAAACUACUACGGAGGUCUAAAGAAGAUUAUAGAUUCAAGAAUGAAGCAAUCUACAUGUAAUUUUGAAGAAAUUGGAAAGGUUUUGCAUGUAGCUCUUCUUUGCACUUCAGCUUUUCCAAUUAACAGGCCUUCCAUGAGAAGAGUAGUUGAAUUGCUCAAGGACCAGAAAUUUCCCCAUCCUAAGUGAUGGAUGCUUCAAAAAUUAUAUAAGCUUUUCUUCCCUUUUCUUUGUUUUUUUGGUGAAAUUAAUGCUUGGCUAGUCAUAGACAUCAUUUUUGUUCAGAACUAACUUGCAAGGUAGCCUAGCUGUUGAAGGGGGAAGAGAAAUAGAUGUGAUGAUAUGGUUUUAUCAAUGAAGGAUAUUCAAAUUAUUGUUGCAAUUAUUAGGAUUUAUCUUGAACAAUUUCGGAUCUGUUAUCCAUGGAUAAAUGUACUUAUAUGCUUGCAAUUAUUUGUCCAGAGCAGCUAGAAUUGCUGUGUAAA
This is a messenger RNA of Jatropha curcas, 3562 nucleotides long. RefSeq names its product HAESA-like 2 (gene HSL2). Gene Ontology annotation, biological process: protein phosphorylation. Gene Ontology annotation, molecular function: ATP binding; receptor serine/threonine kinase binding; protein kinase activity. NCBI's taxonomy places the organism in Eukaryota, Viridiplantae, Streptophyta, Magnoliopsida, Malpighiales, Euphorbiaceae. The record is from RefSeq and is a predicted model, not a curated record.